UAACGCUGCGCAUUUCGCGGUGUGGCGUAACUGUGUCGUAUGGGUUGUGGCACUUGCUUGACCUCUGGACGGGGAGAAGGAAGCCUUGUUCUGGCCCCCGCUAUGACCCUGCCUCGCUACGGAAACCCGGCGAGUCCCUCAGCGAAUCCUUCCCCGCAGUAGUCUCAGCCUCACCAGCUAAUAAAGUUUGCUAACCUCCUUCCGGGUCUACGAGCCUUUGGCUCUCAGGGGGCGUGGCCAGAGGCGCUUCCUGGAGAUGGGGCCUAGCAACGUCGGGCGUCUGGUCGCGAGGAAGCCGGCUCAGGCCCGGAGGUCCCUCGGGAAGGGGCCCCAUGGCGGACUCCGAAGAGGAUGCUCUGGGGUUUGACCAGGCUCCCUUAGAGCACAUCCCGAAGCCAUGGGUGUUUCCAGUCCCAGAGGGAACCCUUCAGCGCGUCUUUGGGACCAGCCAGGUGUUCCGGAGAGUUGAUGAUAUAAAACCAAAGGUCGUGGGGCUAACAGUGCCCCUCAAAGUCAGGGAGUACUGCCAUGAAGGCCAUCAGUGCUUGGAGCAAGGGGACUGGGAGACCACUGUGCUGCUGUUCUCCCGUGCCCUCCACUUGGACUCCCAGCUGGGAGACUUCUACGCCCUACAGGCCGAGGCCUACAUCCAGCUCUGUGACUUCUCCUCGGCUGCCCAGAAUCUUCAAAGGGCUCACUCCUUCCAGCCGGAGAAAGCCAGCUACCUGGAGCACCUCACCUUCGUGCUUUACCUGCAGGGCCAGUGUCUAUUCGAGCAAGGUGCCUUCCUCGAUGCCCUACAAGUCUUCUCAAAAGCCUCUGCACUCCAGCCUGAGAAACCCUGCUUCCGUUACCGAUGCGUGGCCUGUCUCCUGGCCCUCAAGCGCCAUCACGACUGCCUCUCACUAGUCAGUAAGGAGGUGCAGUGUGGCACGACCAAUGCCGAUGUCUACAUCCUCCGGGCCAGGCUCCACAACUUCUUCCAGAAGCCCAAGCUCUGCUAUCAAGACCUGCACAGUGCCUUGCUACUGGAUCCCAAGCACCCACAGGCCAAGGUGCUCUUCCAGAUGAUGGUGGACCAGGCCCAGCAGGCACACCAAGAUGCUGGGAUCCUAGCCGUGCAGGGCAAGCUACAGCAUGCGCUGCAGCGUAUCAGCAGUGCCAUCGAGAACAACCCUCUGGACCCCAACCUCUUCCUUUUCCGGGGCUCCAUAUACCGACGGCUCCAGGAGUUUGAUGCUGCGGUGGAGGACCUCCUGAAGGCUCUGGACAUGACGACUGAGGGGGACAUGGUGCAGCAGGCGCAGCGCCAGCUGCUGCUGGCCUACAAUGACUUCGCUGUGCACUGCUACAUGCAGGGCGCCUACCAGGAGCGUGUGCUCCUGCUCAAUAAGGCUCUCAAGGACGAGCAGCAGGAGAAAAGCCUCUACAUCAACAGCGGAGACUGCUUCUUCCAGCUGGGCGACCUGACCUUUGCUGAAGCGGACUACCAGCAGGCGCUGGCGCUGAGCCCGCACGACGAGGGCGCCAACCUGCGCAUGGGCAUGCUGCAGGAGAAGAUGGGCUUCUGCGAGCAGAAGGGCAGGCAGUUCCAGAAGGCAGAGAACCGCUUCUCAAUGGCCAUCCAGCAUAACCCCCAGAAGGCCCAGUACUACCUGCAUGGCGCCAGGAGCCGGCACCUCCUGCAGAAUAUUUUUGGGGCCCACCAGAAUGUUGCCACUGUCCUGCUUCUUGACCCCAAGCAGCCCAAGCUGCUCCCGCUGAUGACCAGCCUCUUCCCUGGCAUGUCGGUGAAGGAGGUGCUUAGCAGCCAGGUGGCUCACUUGUCCAGGCUGCAGCUGCACCGGGUGGUGGAGAGCGCUGCACAGGCCAGCAUCACCCAAGGCAUCAUGGGGCAGCUCAGGAAGCGGGAACUAGAGCGCCAGAAGGCUUGGGCCCUGCCAUCCUCCUGGACGCUGGGACAGACUUUGUCUGAGACCUCUGAAGAGCAGAAGGCCACUCCCCAGGCCCUGCAGGCAGGGCCCCACCACCCAGAGGAAGAGGCCCACGCCCCCAAGGAACAGGAGGAAGAAAAGGAGGAGAAGCCAGAGCUUAUCCCGAGCAAGCUGAGGCCCCUGUCUGACAGCUACCUCGACCAGACCUCUUCGGGCUCCGUCUUGGGCUUCAGAACCAUGCCCAUCCCAGGGACAGAGACAUCCACUGUCUGCCAGGAGUACAGGCGCACCUCGACUACUGCGGUGACGUUCUCUGGCUCCUCACUGCUGGAGACUCAGUCCUCAGAGUUGGGGAGUGACAAGGACCUCAGCCUGUGGUCCACCCAGAGUCACAGGCCCAGCAAGUUGGAGGCCAUGCAGGGCCACAGCCACAAGUCCAGCAGGACGGAGGCCGCACAGAGCCAGAGUUCUAGCAAGACAGAGGCUAUGAAGGGCCAGAGCUGGAGGCCCAGCAAGAUCAAGGCUACCCAGGGCCCAAGGCAAAAGCCCAAGACCAAGGCUCCCCAGGGUCCAAGACAGCAGCUAAGAAGGGCCAAAGUUGCCUAUGGUUGGGGCUGGGGACCCAGCAAAGCUGAUGCCACCCAGGGACUAUGUUGGGGACUGAACCGAAGUUCUAGCAAGACUUCCUGUGACCCAAGUAGGAGGCCCAGCAACAGCGAGGUCACCCGAGGCCAGUGCCAGAGGCCUAACGUGACCCAGGCUGUCCAGAGCUGGAGCCGGAGCACCAGCACAGGUGCCAGCAAGACCACGCUCACCUGGGGACUGUGGCCCGAAUCUUAGCAAGACCCGGCCCAGCACAGGCCCGAGCCAGAACCCCAGCCCCAGCAGUCAUGCUUUUCUGGGGAGGAGCCACUUAGCCCCCUCAUUUCUUGCUGGGGAUGGGGAACUUCCACCCUCCCCAACCCCCGCUCUGACACUAGCACUCAGUAAAGCCACCUCCUUCUGAAGAAAUCAGAAACCUCAGCCGACAUUACUCUGAUCCCAAGGCUAAGUUUAUUGUAUUUGUUCUCCUUUUACAAAAUUAAAAACUUUAAAAACCAGG
Messenger RNA from Manis javanica (Malayan pangolin), 3036 nucleotides. RefSeq names its product tetratricopeptide repeat domain 16 (gene TTC16). NCBI's taxonomy places the organism in Eukaryota, Metazoa, Chordata, Mammalia, Pholidota, Manidae. The record is from RefSeq and is a predicted model, not a curated record. Gene Ontology annotation, molecular function: protein binding.